AUGCAUGAUCAUAGCCUGGUGUUGACAACGAUUAAUCUUAAAAAACCUGUAGUUUAUCGUAAACUGGAAACUCAACAUGAAUCAUUGAAUGCUGAAUUUCUAGUAGAAGUUGAGCAUAUACAGGCCUCAAAUGCCCUGGAGAAGCUGAACAAAAUUAUCGAAUUGCACAGUGCUCUAAAAGCUAGACACUCGAAAACAAUAUCUGCCGAAGUAAAAGUAAAAGGCUACUGUCCAUGGAUGUCGUUAGACGUAUGGAAACUUAUACGAAUCAAAGAAAACUCUCUUGCCCGAUGCAAAAAGUACCCUGCUAACGAUCAUCUAAAGGAUCUUCUACUGCACGUUUCCAAAAAGCUACAGUGUGCCAAAGCUGAGGCUAAGAAAGGUUACUACCAUAAACUGUUCCACACGUCAAAUCAAAAAAAGACAUGGAAGAAUUUGAAUGAACUUAUAGGACGGAACGAGUCAAGAAGCGAAUCAAUCAAACUAGAACUGAAUGGAACGAUAACAGAAGAAGGAAAAUCAGUUGCAAACGCUUUCAACGAGUAUUUUUGUAACAUUGGAUCUCAACUAGCGGCUACAAUCCCAAGAAAUGCUCAGAUCAAUGGCACUCCAUCUUUCGGCAAUCGUGAUAGUAUUUACAUGCAGCCAGCAACCGAACAAGAAGUUCUCAUAUUAAUAAACAAUUUGGAUUCUUCAAAGAGCCCGGGACCAGAUGGUAUUUCGGCCCAAUUCGUCAAAACUCAUCACAAUAUUUUAGCCCCAUUGAUCCGAGACAUAUUCAAUGACUGUAUUCAAUCAGGUGGAUUCCCGGAAUCCCUUAAAACAGCACAUGUCAUUCCGAUAUACAAAGCAGGGAAAAAAACGAAUUGCAGCAACUACCGCCCCAUAUCGGUUUUAUCCGUAUUUAGUAAAAUCCUGGAAAAACUUCUUGCAACUCGUGUUUUACAAUUCCUAAAGCAGCACAAUCUAUUGUACUGCUAUCAAUAUGGUUUCCGAGAAGGCUCCAGUACCCUCACAGCAGCGACUGAACUAGUCGAUGCUAUACACAAUGCUCUCGACAAUCGCAAGUUAAUGGGUGUGUUAUUCCUAGAUUUGAAAAAAGCCUUCGACACGAUCGACCAUUCCAUACUAUUGAACAAAUUGGAUGCCUACGGAAUCAGAGGUAUUGCCAAUUCUCUCUUCGCUGACUAUCUUGCGAAUAGAAAGCAGUAUGUACAAAUUAACCAAUCGACUAGUGAUCUUGGAUACCUUCCCGUUGGAGUUCCUCAAGGCAGCAACCUGGGACCUUUGCUGUUCAUCCUGUAUGUGAACGAUAUCCAUAGGCUGCAUUUGCAUGGCAAACCAAGACUUUUCGCUGACGAUACCUCCUUAUCGUACGAGAACUGCGAUGUAAGGAUAGUUGUAGCUCAGAUGUCAGAAGAUCUUAAAACUCUUCAAGAAUACUUCAAUUCUAAUCUACUCUCGCUCAACCUGGACAAGACAAAAUAUGUAAUGUUCCGAUCUACUUACCGGCAGCCCGAAUCUCACAACCAGCUCCAAGUUGGCUCAACAGUCAUUGAACAAGUCAAUUCGUUCAAGUAUCUAGGACUCAUAUUCGAUGAACUGGUAAGAUGGGACAAGCAUAUAGACCGCCUACGAAAAGAACUCAGUGCUAUACACAGUAUGAUAUGGAAGCUAUCCAGGUUCGUACCCACCAAACAUCUGACACAUCUAUACCAUGCAUUUGUGCAAUCUAAGUUGCAAUACAUGGUCUCCGUUUGGGGAGCUGCGAGAAAACGAGACAUAAAACCUCUCCAAGCUUUACAAAACCGUUGUCUCAAAGGAGUGUUCAAGAAACCCAGACUUUUCCCAACAAUCAACCUUUUUGAAGCAGCCCCGGCGUCAGUUCUGCCAAUAGCUGCCCUAAGAGAACUGCAGAGUGUCGUACAAAUCCACAGUUGGGUUUGGGUUGGUUUGUUGAUUGGAAGAGAGAAAACGACGACGACGACGCCGCCGCCGGUGAGCGACUCAAACCCUCUGCUGGAAGUUAACUUGCUUGCUGCUGCUGAACGGAUGGAUGGGGCUCCAACUGCUGCCGGGCUGGGGCGAAUGCGCCAGGAAUGGGAUAGGUCGGAUCGGGAGAAUUGCAAGCCGGGGUGGAUCACCGGGUUAUUGAACGACUGGCGCGAGACUCUCCACCACUCGCUUUUGCUGAUGAUGGAGCUGGCGACAAGCGGAGUGCGGCGGCACACACAAUCGCAGGAGGAUUGUUGCUGUUGCUGCUGCUGCUUUUGGCGAGCCAGAAUUGAGGAAGAAGUCAGACGGCACGGUAGGAAGCCACCCGAACCACAUCCAAGUGCCGAAAACGGAGAGUCAAGUGCUCUGGUUGCGUUCGAUACCCGGCACAUGUUGGAGUACACUUAA
Uranotaenia lowii is the source of this 2403-nucleotide messenger RNA. RefSeq lists its product as uncharacterized. The record is from RefSeq and is a predicted model, not a curated record. The coding region runs from base 1 to 2403 and encodes 800 amino acids. NCBI's taxonomy places the organism in Eukaryota, Metazoa, Arthropoda, Insecta, Diptera, Culicidae. The transcript is spliced from 5 exons.